AUGAACGUUCAAUUCAAGGAUCGGUCGUUGUGGAAGACUGGAAAAGAGGUGGCCGUGAGAUGCACGCGAACUCUGGCAAAUGGCAAGCAAAUGACCGCAAUUUUCGUCAAAAAUACCGGGAAAUUGUUCAGGAAUCUCGUUCGACGACGUCUUUUCGGUGUACACUGGCUACGUGCGUCGUGUGGUUCCGUCGGCGGUGGAGCAUCCGAUCGACGUGCUCGUCGCCUUCUUCCUCUUCCAUUUCUAUCUCGCCUACGUGAUCGUCUUCUCCGUUUCCCUCGCCGUUUUCAAACAUUUCAAGACGAAAGGCUCGGGGAUCGCUCCGAUCGGCGGUGCGUUGAGAGAGAAGGCCGGCCUGUGGCUCACCUACUUCUUUGUGCUCCAAUCCGUUUCGAAAAUGACCAUCGGAAUGCCGGCACUCGAUAAAGUGAUGGGAUGGGCGUUCCAGGUGAAGCCGGCCAUCAACUUCAAACCUCAGAUUGUAAGACAUUCAUUCAUCAUUUUGCGGGGCGCACGGCGACCAAAAACGUAGAAAAGGGCGUGGCCUAGCGUGCACGGUUUUGUCACCAUUUUGGCGCCAAAUUCGAAAUUUAGCCCCAUUUUUUUCAUGUUUUUCGUUAAAAAUUACCCAAAUUUUGUCCGAAUUCGACAAUUUAAUUGCAUAACUUUGUAAAACUAAUCAUCGCGCACACUUUUUGAGCUUAAAACGAGCAGGUUUCAUAGCAGAAAUAAAUCAAUUGAUGCGAUUUUCAAGUUUUGUGCUGAAAAUGCGCGAAUUUCACUCAUUCGCCGAUAUUUUUUGCCGUUUGAACGCUUAAAAUACUUGUAUUAACGUGCUUAAUCACUUCCGACACUCACUUCGUCUCAAAACUAUCCACAUCGGCCGGUAUGAAAAUUCCGAAAUUGCGGCGGCGAUUGGCCGCGGAGAGCGUAUUGCGAAAUAUGCCAAAAACGUCUCAAACGCGGCGUUUUCACGAAAAUUUCGAUGUUUUCUCUCGUUAAUGUCUUCUUUCGUCAAUAUCAACACACAAAAAUGGCGGAAAAGUGCUGGAAUUGCAGCAAUUUUCAGAAAACGCGUCUCAGAUUAGGCCACGCCCCCCUUUCUACACUUUUCGUCGCCGUGGCGGGCGAACAAUCACACGUUUGUUGCAGAAAAUCGGAAAAAGCAAGUCGAACGAGAGUGUGAUAUCGGUGAAGAGCAAGAUGAACACGACGAUGCACGUGGGCUUCGAGUCGGACGACGAGGGCACGCGGAAAUCGAUGAAAAAAUUGAAGAAUGUGAAGAGAGGCGUGGAAUUUGCGACGGAAAUGGCCGAAGCGCUCGUCGGGUGCGCCUUUUUUUGCAUUGUUUCAACACAUCGAAACGUAAUGUUUUCCAGACAGGAAAGCAGUGGCGGCGAAGAAGAUUGGAUUGACGCCGGCAGCUCGUCAUUGUUGCUCCAAGAGCCCGAGUUGGAGGCGACGAGCGCCGUGCAAAAGUGGCUGGAGGGAACGGAUUCGAGUUCGGACGAUAUUAAGCGACAUUUGAUAAAGUUGGUCGCCGAGAACGAGCACCUGCGACGCAAAUCUUUCAUGCAUCGGACUGAGGAGGGAAGCGACGCUUGA
Molecule: messenger RNA, 1605 nt
Organism: Caenorhabditis sp. 36 PRJEB53466
Lineage: Eukaryota; Metazoa; Nematoda; Chromadorea; Rhabditida; Rhabditidae
Source: the annotation of a GenBank genome assembly